CAUAUGAUGCAAGGAGCUCUUUAAAAUGGAUUUCAGCUCUCCUUUUACUCUGCAGUGCUUGCUGGUGAUAAUAACUGUUACUCAUGGCUCUGUCACCUGGACUGGUGUGCUCAGCGGCAGCUCAGCAGUCUUUUCGGUGGGGAUUCAAAGUCUGCAGAACCUCUCCAGAAUGAGCAAGAGGGACACCAGAUGCCUGACAGUUGUCUUAAAUGAUACUUUGUUGGCUGAAUGUGGCACAUCUGCCAGGAGAUGCCUGAAUUUGCAGAAUGGCUCCCUAGUGCUGAGGAGCGUGGAGAAAGAGGAUGAAGGAAAAUAUGAGUUUGUUUUUCACAACACCACCAGAUUUUUUACACUGGAAGUAUUUGAGCCAGCCAUCAGUAUCCAGUGCUUCCCUAAUGGGACUGGAGAGUUGUCCUGCAACGUGACCAGCAAUGAGAGCACCAGCUUUCGGUGGCUGCUGAACGGCACCGCGCUGAGUGUCCCUGAGGCUUGUGUUAAGGAUGGCGGGAAGAAGGUUCACCUGGACAAAACUGUGCCUGGGGAAUUUGUGUGUGAGGUUUACCAUGGGAACACCGUCACAAGGACCAGGCCCGUUGUGCUGUCUUGCAAUUAUGGAGACCUACUGCAGUAUCCGUGGUUCAUUUACAUUCUGGCAGGGUGCACAGGGAGUGCCCUUAUCCUGCUGGUGGUUGUGUCCUCAAUCAUAUGUUGCUGUAUGAAGAGGAAACACAAGUUCAUCCCAGUGCCUUCAGAGGAGAAGGAUGAUGGACUAACAAUGUCGGUGAUCUCCAGUGAAGGUGUGAAGAGCCCCCCCAAUGGAGACCAUGUCGAGGCUCAAGCUGCCCAAAUUGACUGCCCUCCGAAGCCUGAUGCUGCCCGGACAGGUCAAGGUGUUGAGCCUCAGCCGCUGGUGGAAGAAAACAUACCAGUGGAGAUAGAGCCUGAGGAACUGCCAGACCCAGAGGUCAUAGUUGAUGUGGAGAGCCAGGAAAAUGCCUCAGACUGUUUCCCAGAUCCAACUGAUGACUGAUCUGGCAUGCUUGCUCUUCCGCCCUGCCUUGAACCCUGUGACAUCCGUCCUUUGAAUCCCAUGGUCUUGUUGUGUGUAAGAAUUGGUUCAGAACAUUUUAGCAGGGUAAAGACAUGAGAUGUCAGGCCUGCUAGCCUAAUUAAAAAACAAAACAAAACAACAAAAAAACCCCCAGAAACAAAACAAAACAUGAUAAGGGAAACUACAUGUAUGACUUUGUGGCCACACUGCUGUAGGCUGACAGGUUCACUAACAAACAAAACUGGGCAGCUCUUUGAUGCCUUGCCUGUUAACAGACCUGCAGCUAAACUGUGGAGCCCUAGAGGACAGCCUGAAAUGAGAUGAGCAGUUCCUUCUCCCUGCCCACCCCAUGCCAUGUCUUCAACCAGCCAGUGGUUCCUGCAAGGGGCAGGUGUGACGGGCAGAUUAAAGUGGCCUGCCAGCCCCAGACAGAAAAAAGGACUUGCCAGAAAUUUCCUCAGAAAGCCUCUUCUCAGGAGAUUUCAAGGCAUUUUUUCACAGGCUCUUUGAACAAAAGCUCAGUGGAGGUUUCAGCUAGGUAUCGGUUCUGGCGGGUGUUUAUCUGAAUCAUUCCUCUGAGCUCCAGAUCCUUUGUGAUUCAGCCCUCACUGCUUGCUGCAUGGGGCCAGGAGUGGUGGUAGGGGCUGCUGCAUGCAGACCCCUGGAGGUGACACUGGCUUGCUCACCGUUUGAUGCCCCGUAAUGGCAGAGGACUAAUGGUUACCUUUUGCCAGAACCUAACUGCUCGAAUCGCCAGUGAGUUAAAACAGCUCUGUCACUAGCUUGCUUGCUUGCUUGCUUGCAGCAGAAGGGUGCCUGGGGCUUGGGUGUGUGAUUUUGGCAGAAACAUUUACUAUAAUGGUGAGAUUGUUCAUCAGUGCAAGCUUUAGUGCCUUUCAUGUAAUGGUUUAGCUACUGCAAGCUGAUUAAGAUGGCCAUCUGCCUGUGCAUGUAGGCUUUUUUGGUGCUGUGUUAUUUUCACAGACAGGAGCAAUUUAUAGAACCUCUUAGGUAAGCUUUGCUGCUACGCAUGUCCUGUUCUCCUCCGGGGAGGUGUGCGACUGGAGCAGCUGGGGUAGACCUGCAGGGAAGGAGGACAAGUGAGGAGAGGACAAGGGCUUGGUCCCAAACAGCAGGUAG
Molecule: messenger RNA, 2191 nt
Organism: Apus apus (common swift)
Lineage: Eukaryota; Metazoa; Chordata; Aves; Apodiformes; Apodidae
Exons: 6
Coding region: 26-1030 (334 amino acids)
Source: RefSeq, a predicted model, not a curated record